Molecule: messenger RNA, 1794 nt
Organism: Penicillium argentinense
Lineage: Eukaryota; Fungi; Ascomycota; Eurotiomycetes; Eurotiales; Aspergillaceae
Product: Zn(II)2Cys6 transcription factor
Exons: 4
Coding region: 1-1794 (597 amino acids)
Biological process (GO): regulation of DNA-templated transcription
Molecular function (GO): zinc ion binding; DNA-binding transcription factor activity, RNA polymerase II-specific
Source: RefSeq, a predicted model, not a curated record
AUGCAUUUGGCUGCAACGCCCACCUCGAACUUCUUCCCUCCACUUCUCCACCCGACUGCCGGACCCGUAUGCAUGCGGUCUGCUCCUGAAUUCUUCUCUGUGACGUGGCGGGGCACAUGCCGCCGGCGGAAGGUCAAAUGCGGCGAAGAGCGACCCGUCUGCAAGCGUUGCCUCAAUUUGCGACUCAGCUGCGAAUGGGGCGUCCCGGUAAAGCGCGGUCGCAGUGCGCAAAUCCGUCAUCUGCAGCCGGCCCCGACGACCGGCGACCAGAGCCUCUGGACCCCCGAUGCCGCCGAGCUUAUCGACAUUGAUAUUCCCACAGACACUUUGCUGGCCGGCCUAUCGCCAAUCUCAUGGCCCGGGGACGCUGUGACCCUGGACGGCCUCGGCCCUCAGAUUCCUGCCUUCGUUCCAGCCGUCGCCGCCUCGGCCUGCGUGCCGACUCCCCUCUAUCCACCGCUGAGCGUCAACGAGAUCGCGUGUGCAAAUUCGUUAACGCUAACCGAACACGACCGAAAUUACUUCCAAUACUUUCCGUCCUCCUCGAUUGUCUACUAUUACAUGAAAGGAUGGCAUUGGAGCAGUUUCUGCUACCUCUACGAGGGACCCGCGGCGACGAACAAGGUGAUCAUGCGCAUGAUCCUCGCUCUGGCCGCAAGCGAUAUGCAUCGCCACGGAUUGGUGGUCAGGUCCCCUGGCCGUCCCACCGCAGACGAUCACGGGCGAUAUCAUUAUAGCCUCGCGGUCAAGGAGUUCAGGCAACUCCUCGAGGCUCCACGCCGAAAUGUCUCCGUGGAGGAACUGGAAAUUAUCUUCGCAACCAUGUUCUUGAUGGUGACGUACGAGUGGCAGUUUGGUCACUCAGUGCGGCAUCUUCAAUUACACCUGCAUGGGGUGCGAUCACUCGUGGAAUCUCAUCCCCAACUUUUCCGCCUCAAAGAUGUCAAUGACGUGUUUCUGUCCUCGGAAAAUGAAGCAGCAUCUCCGGACGAUCGGACCAGUUCGAAGGUGUCUUUUAUACCGGAACAGUUUUUGCUAUGGAUUUUAUACAUUGAUGCCAGCUGCCGGCCCAUGGGCCUGACCGAAUCCCUGAAUGACUAUGCAAUUCAAUCGAAGAACCCAGCGUUGCACCCAGACCACUUGCAUCGCUGUGCUCGCCUCUGGGGCCGAUGUUUCUGGGGUGAGCAGUACCCCGAUCAAGAGGUCUUGGAUGAUAUUGAAAAUUACAGAGCCCUGGAACUACUACAUGCCGGGUUCUGUAUGCGCCAUCGGACUUGGAGAGUACUGGUGGACAAUGAGGCUGGAACCGACCCCACCGACUCACUCUUCCAAGAAAUUCUGGCGACACGCGAUAAAUUUUCCGACCUCUUCAUCACUGCCAGGUUUGCUGGCCCUGUCUCGGCUCGGCGCACGCUGAACACUAUCUACAUGGCUGUCUGUACGUUCUACGCCCAGAUCUUGCUUCAUCGCCGACUCCUGUGUGUCGAUACCUCACCCACGACCAUCCACCGACAGGCCACUAUGGGCAUCAUCGAUAUUGCUCGAAAGCAGUUCGCUUCGGAUGCUCGACCCUUGCGGCGGCUUCACUGGCCACUUCUCAUGGCAAUUAUUGAAACAGAUGACGCGAGCCACCGGGUGUGGAUUCGCCAACGUCUGUUUGAGCUGCGCGACUUUCAUUCUGAAUACAUGUGGGCCAACGAGAUCGCCGAUCAGGUCCUGGCUCGGCAGGACGUGAGCCAAGGAUGUUAUGCGAACCUGGCCGAGUUGCUGUUGCAGCGACUGCGUGUUCAGUGA